GGAGCUUCCCCUGUCAGAACUGCCAGACACCAUACUUUAAGGACUGCCCAAAAUGGAAAAUUAUAAACGCAUGAGCGACGAUGAGCUUAUUGAAACGCUGCAGAAAUGCAACAUUACACACGGGCCUAUUGUCGGUACGACUCGGACUUUAUAUGAAAAGAAACUUUAUGAGUAUGAACGCAGCAAAACUAGGAAUCAGUAUCCUCUAGGUUCCUACGAGAGCAAAACACACUACAGAAACAGAGCGAACGAAGAGGACUUGGAGGAUGAGGAUUUUUACGUAGAGAAAACCGUUACCAGAACCUACCAAUAUCCCCAAGCACGAUCACGAGUCACCUUUGAUCAGCUUGAGCGAGAACCACUCUAUAAAGAAAACACGUACCAGCCCAUAUCCCAGAUGCGCCAAAUGGGGACAACACAGAGGGUGGAGCCUCGCAGGCCGAUCCAUGUGAAGCAGAACGAAGAGAACCCCAGCAAGAGAUACUUCCCAGUGUGGCUGCAGAUUCUCUUCCUGUUCCUGUUCGUUGGUUUCCUGGCCGCUCUUUACUUCCUGCAGGAACCCGACGACAAUCCAUUCAUGCUGGAGAGUAACUGAUCAAAUCUGCGUUAGUGGUGUACGAUCUACCAGCAAUACAGUAUGCUUCAAGGCAGGGCUGUCCAUCUUCAGCCUCAAAGGCUUUAAUGGGGCAGUAUCCACCUGUGUUCUACAUGAGCUGAAAAUGUAGUCUGCCUAUUGGGUUUCACUAAAAAAAAAAAAAAAUUAUAUAUAUAUAUAUAUAUCACAUUCUAAUCUAUACUAUAUAAAAGUACUUUCAAUUCUGCACUGACCUGCUUAAGAAAGACGUUUCUUACUCAAAUCAAUUGGCAAAACAUAUGUAAAGCUCUAUUGAUUGGCCUCAUGUGGAACAAUGGUGUGUUAUUGCGUAUUAAAUAAAAUGUAUUGGGUUUGCCCUCUACUAUGGACAAGUCAGUGAAUGGUUUAAAAUAGCAGAGGAGAGAUUUAUUUAAAUAUUGGCUUUUUUUUCGGAGUUGGACAGCCCAGGGUAGAUCCCUGUGUGAGUGUUGUAGUGCUCAGUUGUGCAGAUAUGGAAUAUGAAUGGGAUAAGAUCCCAUUUUUAAUUUAGUUUAAUGGAAAUACCCCCCAGUGACUUCAAGUUAACUUCUCCUUUAAACAGUGCAGAGAUCCUAAUGGUCUUUCACUGCCUCUUAUUACUAGUGAUGGGUGAAUCUGUCAAUUUUGACGCGGGUGACAAUUUUUAUACGUGCGACUAUUUUGUCCAAAUGCAUUAAAGUCAAUGGGCGUCCGAAUAAUUUUGACGCGUGACAAUUUUUUUAUUGUGAAUUUUUGCCGCAGUUUCACAAAAACAUUAGUGGCCGGCGAAAAGUGGAAAUUCGCAGCAAAUCCAUGGCUGCUUAAUAAAUUUGCCUCAUCACAAAAAAUUGGUUUUUUUAAUGGAAACACGGUCAGAUUAGUCUCCCGGCAACAAAUCUUCUUCGGGGUGACUAAUCUCCCCGAACUGCCUUCCCGCCGGCUUGAAUGAAAAUCGCAUUAUUUAUAUGUGCUCCGGCCUUUCUGGGGCAAAAUGUUACUUUUAAAUAAGACUACCACAGGAAUGCGCUUUACAGUGAAUGAUAUAAGUUUUUAUACUGUGUUUUAGUGAUCCCGCUGGGCUUCCGUCCUUUCUGAAUUACAGCUAAAUGACAAACACACAAAUAAAAAUACACUUUCACUGUACCUCACUGACAUUUUAACAGGCCUAUUGUGUAACGAAGUUUAGUGGCAUCUUAGAACAUAAUCACAUUUUAAUUUAAAUAGGGCACUCGUUGUUGUCAGUGCCCAAGUAUAGUUAUAUCUAUUCUUUACAUAGACUAUAAAGUGCAGGGGCUGAGUGUAUUGUGUGUCUAUGACUGCACAUUGACAUUUUCACAUGUUGGGGGGG
Xenopus laevis (African clawed frog) is the source of this 1940-nucleotide messenger RNA. It is a transcript of the gene emd.L, whose product is annotated as emerin L homeolog. The record is from RefSeq and is marked validated. Gene Ontology annotation, cellular component: nuclear envelope. Lineage: Eukaryota; Metazoa; Chordata; Amphibia; Anura; Pipidae.